Cloeon dipterum is the source of this 1658-nucleotide messenger RNA. Its product is annotated as lysocardiolipin acyltransferase 1-like. Gene Ontology annotation, molecular function: acyltransferase activity. Gene Ontology annotation, biological process: phosphatidylinositol acyl-chain remodeling. The record is from RefSeq and is a predicted model, not a curated record. The coding region runs from base 123 to 1313 and encodes 396 amino acids. The transcript is spliced from 9 exons. Lineage: Eukaryota; Metazoa; Arthropoda; Insecta; Ephemeroptera; Baetidae. Gene Ontology annotation, cellular component: endoplasmic reticulum; endomembrane system.
UGGUCGAGUCGUCGGAGUCGUACAUCAGCUCGCAGGUCUGUGGAGUGGUGGGAAGCUGGUGCGGCACAUCGUCGGGGCCUAGUGGAGUCCAAACUAGAGCUUGCAUCUUUUGUUCGCCCCUAAUGGCCAGUCCAGCUGGAAUAAAAUUUCAACCGUCAAAAAGGACCAGAGCUGGCCCACGAGCAGGUGGUGUGCUCGGGUACUUGCGGGGCGUCACCUUCUGUCUACUGUGGUACUUCAGCAUCCUGGCUGGAUUUUAUCUGCUCUACUGCCCGUUACUGCCGCUGCUGGUGUUAUCCCCGCGCCACUACAGAGCUUUUACCGAAAUCAUUUUCGGAGCUUGGGAGACCUACCCGACGGCCCUCAUGGAAAUCAUGAUGGGAACCAAGAUCGUCGUUGUGGGCGACAAAGUGGACCCGGAGGACCGAGCUUUGAUCGUGAUGAAUCACAGGACUCGGUUGGACUGGAACUACCUGUGGGCAGCCAUGUUCCACGGAUGCCACCCGCCGUCGCAUCGACUCAAAUUCGUGCUCAAGAGUGCAGUCAGACAUUUUCCAGGACCGGGCUGGGUCAUGCAAAUGACUUGCUUCCUAUACAUCCACCGCUCGUGGGAAAUGGAUCAGAAACUGAUGAACAAAGUGCUGGACUAUUUCAAAGACAUCGGCCACACUUGCCAACUUCUGAUCUUCCCAGAAGGCACGGAUUUAACGAAACAAAGUAAAGCUAGCAGCGACAGGUAUGCGGCUAAACACAACCUGCCCGAAUACGAGCGAGUGCUGCACCCCAAGACCACAGGAUUCGCAUUCCUCAGCCAGCGACUGCGGGGAGAUGGCCAGCUGGAUGCUGUUUACGACCUAACGAUUGCUUACCCAAAAAGCGUGCCCCAGACUGAGAAGGACAUGCUUAAAGGGAUGUUCCCUGAGGAAGUCCAUUUUAAAAUUAAAAGACAUGCCAUUGAGUCGCUGCCUCUGGACGAAGUCGGCUACAGACAAUGGCUUUGCCAGCAGUGGAAGGACAAGGAGGAGAGCCUUCAAGAGUUCUACAAAACACAGAGCUUCCCUCAGGACUGCCCCCGAAUCCACGACAGACCUGUGGGCGCCAAAACGGUGAACGCGCUGCACCUGUCGUUCGUGGCAUGGACUGCACUCACCCUGUUCUCCAUCUAUGCGUUGUUCAGCUUCUGGUGGUUCCAGAUGUGGGUUCUGGCCACCACCAGCCUCUUCGUCAUGCUCUCUUUCGUCGGCGAUGGAUUCCAGCAUCUGGAAAUCGCUCUGCACUACGCUCGAAAGCAUCAUGAGAAGAAAUGUAACUGAUUAUGAUGUUCGACUUUUUAUAUAUAAAUUAAUUAUAUAUAGCGUUUGUUACUCUCACUAAAUUGAUUCUAGUCAUUCAAUGCUAAAUUUUUAGGUGUGUCAGCUAUAUUUUAACAUUGCUCAGAGGGCUUUCAAUACAUAUUUUUUUUCGUCAAAAGAUGUAAAUGAACACAUAACUUGAACAUUAUAAUUGCGUGUAGAGGAGCAAUAAUUAUGUUGUCAAAGUCAGGGAAACUUAUUUUUUCUGCAUCUGAAUGUAACGGUCAGUUUUACUGAUCCGAUUAUAGUCUUUCCCACUCUAGUACAAAGUUUUGAAGCGGAAAACGAGUGAGAAGCAGUGAGUAU